Messenger RNA from Lodderomyces beijingensis, 981 nucleotides. Lineage: Eukaryota; Fungi; Ascomycota; Pichiomycetes; Serinales; Debaryomycetaceae. The record is from the annotation of a GenBank genome assembly.
AUGCAUACUCCAACAGCGAAGCCUUCUUUAAUCUCGAAUUUGAUCCUGUUAUCAGCAUCAGAAUCAGCAUCCGCAACAUCCUUGACUGGAAACAAAAGUGUCUCCUCCAACACCAGCGCUAGCGACGACAAGAAACCACACGUCAAGCUGAUAUGCAACAGUUUACCAGUGGAAGCAACACCUUCUUCUCUGGAUGAAACCUCUACACUGGCAACUUCACCCAUCUCAUCUUCAUUGAACUUUACUGCUGGAUCCGUCAAUAAAACAUCAUCUUUAGAUUCAACAACAUCGCACGAUUCUCGAUCUUCCUCAUCGUCGUCGUCAUCAUCGUCGUCAUGUUUAGACUUGUCAUCUACUAGUAGCAAGCCAUCGCUCAUCAGUGAUGGACUCACCACUUUGUCUCCCACUUCAAAUAACGAUAAAAUUAAACCAUCACCGUAUACUAGAAAAGGACCCAAUUACGGCACCAAAACACUCCUGGGCCACUCCAGAAUCUACAAUUGCCAAUUAUGCCAACGAGCAUUCACCAGAGAAGAACACUUGUCGAGACACGUCUUGUCUACUCACAACAAAUUGAAACCUUUUACGUGUGGCAUAUGCGCAAGACCCUUCUCGAGGAGAGAUUUAUUGUUGAGACAUGCCAAAAACUUACACAAGGGAAGCGAGAAAGCCAUCACCAGGAUCCGAAGAACUUAUAAACAUGGCAUGCGCGACGCGAUGGAAAUGGGAACCUUGCCUGGCAUAAACGGCAGUGGCAGCGAAGAAGAAGAAAUGGACGAAGAUGAGGAAAUGGACGAAGAGGAAGAGGACAUGAUAGAAGAAGGCGAAGAUAUAGAAGAACAAACUGCACGUGAUCCAACCACGGCCAUUAAAGUGGCGCCGCCAUUGGCAAACUCUAUUGGUGCUGCAACUGCUCCAACAUCAGAUGAUUCGGUGGAAUCCAAACGACUAAAGAUGUCAGUCAAUAUGUUAGUGAGCUAA